Messenger RNA from Abrus precatorius (Indian licorice), 1269 nucleotides. RefSeq names its product dof zinc finger protein DOF1.4-like. The coding region runs from base 59 to 1093 and encodes 344 amino acids. The transcript has a single exon. NCBI's taxonomy places the organism in Eukaryota, Viridiplantae, Streptophyta, Magnoliopsida, Fabales, Fabaceae. The record is from RefSeq and is a predicted model, not a curated record. Gene Ontology annotation, biological process: regulation of DNA-templated transcription. Gene Ontology annotation, molecular function: DNA-binding transcription factor activity; DNA binding.
ACCCUUUUGCUUUUCGUGUUUUUGGAUUGUUGUAGAUCUACAAAGAUAAUUAAAGAAGAUGAUCCAAGAACUGUUGGGUGGUGCUAGCCUCAUAGCAGGAGAAAGAAAACCCUCCAUUAAUGGAGGAGGAGGAGUUCUACUCCCAACUACACCAUCCCCUUCUUCUCUUCCCUCUUCUACAACCAAUGUUACCACCACAUCCGCAACAACAACCACAACCCCCAACACCUCUGCCACGUCAUCAACUUCAGAAAACCAAAACCUUAGAUGCCCUCGAUGCGAUUCAUCGAACACCAAGUUUUGCUACUACAACAACUACAACCUCACUCAGCCUCGCCACUUCUGCAAGACGUGUCGCCGCUACUGGACCAAAGGUGGCGCUCUUAGGAACGUUCCCAUCGGUGGCGGCUGCAGGAAAAACAAGAUCAUCGGUGUGACGAACUCCGUGGCAAAGACAGCCUCGACCAAGAUGAAAACCGUUGCAUCGGAGCUUGGUAAAACCUCAAAUUUUGGUCCUGGUGGGUUGGAAGUUGAGCAUGAACUUCCACCCCCGAGCCAAAUCCUUUGGGGCUCGCCACAAAAUACUCACCUUCUUGCUUUGCUGAGAGCUAGCCAGAAUCAAAACCCUAACCCUAACCCUAGUCCCAUGUCCAUAAGUGUCAAGGAAGAAGGGAACUUAAUGGGCCACAUGGUGGGUUCUGAGCCCUUGGUUUCAAAUGGGUUGCUGAAUCAUCGAUUACCAUAUGAUGCUGUUUCACAAGUUCCUUCAGUUAGCCUAUGCAGCUCGUUUUGGAGAAACAACCAAGAUCACCAACCUCAACAACAAAAUGGAGGCUUCGUACUUGGGGAACAUCACAACACUGGAAUUCAAGAGCUUUACCAGAAGCUUAGGUCAUCAUCGGUUAAUAAUUAUUGUAGUGACAACUCAUCACAAGUGCUUAUGGGGAACGUGGCUUCUAAUUAUUCUUCUUCUAUAUCCAACAAUAUUUUAGAGCCAACUUCAGUUACCUCUGGUGAAUUGGGAUACUGGAAUAAUUCAACUUUUUCUUGGUCUGAUCUUCCAACCACGAACGGUGCUGGUGCAUAUCCGUAACAGUGAUAACUAUUUUACUCUCUAUUUUGUUCACCGUUCAAAUUUUCACUUUUCUAUUAGAUAGUGGCAUAGUGGUCCUGAUUACUUUGUAUCUUAAGAGUUUGUUUCUUUUAUGGUUGCUUUGUUUUGGGUGGUAUAUGAAUAUGGACCUAGCACUUUUUUCUUUUCUUUUCUUC